UAGUAAACGUUGAGCCAACACGUUUUUUUCCAGAAGCACCCUCUCUUCUUCUUCCCCCUUUCUCUCAAGCUUCCAUUUCCAUUCAACAAAAACUUUUAAAACCCUAACCUCCAUCUCCGAUUUUCUUCAAUUUCUUCUUUCUCGAUUCUGCAAUUGUUCAAUCCUUGUUAUGGCGUCUGCUAAUAUUUCUUCACGAACGAUCGAAAUCACUGUGAUAUCGGGAGAGAAUCUGCAAGUCCGUGGAAAGCUGAUCAAGAGCGAUGUGUUCGUCACUGUUCGAUCUGAUCUUCACAACAAGAACGACUCUGUAAGCACCAAAAUCGACCGCGACGCCGCUGGAUUUCCGCGGUGGAACGAGAAGCUCGUCGUCGACCUCCCAAUGCACUCCAGGUUUCUGGUUGUGGAGGUUUGUCGUAGAUCUUCGGGGCGAAAGAUCAAUAUCGUCGCGACGGCUAGGGUUCCGGUGGCGGAUUUUAUCGCCGGAUACUUGCCGGAAAAUCAUCUGCAGUUUUUGAGUUACAGGUUGAGAGAUGAGAGAGGCGAGAGGAAUGGAAUUGUUAACUUGUCGGUGAGAGUGAAGAUGGCGGCAGGAAUUGAGCAUUCUUUGCUGCAGAAGCAGAGGAUUGGAGCUCCGGUUCCGUUGCCGAUGCCGCAAGGAAAAUUCCACGGCGGCGGCGGAGUCGUAACCGGUGUUCCGAUAUGGAGCGUUGGUUAUCGAGGUCGAUUAUAAAUUUCUUUUUAAAAUACUGAAAAUCAAUUCUUUUUAAAAUACUGAAAAUCAAUUCUUUUUAUACGAUUCUUUGUGAUGUAUAUAUAAAUAUAUUUGAUAAAACAUUCUUAUUCUUUUUUCUAUUUUUCUUAUAUAUAUUUUUAAAUUCCAAAAGGAAUAUUCUUUGUUGUGGCGUGUGGCGAUAAAAAAUCGUGAAGGACAAAAUAAAUGAAACUCUCUCUUUUUCUCAUUUAA
Cucurbita maxima (winter squash) is the source of this 964-nucleotide messenger RNA. RefSeq names its product BON1-associated protein 2-like. The coding region runs from base 170 to 730 and encodes 186 amino acids. The record is from RefSeq and is a predicted model, not a curated record. Lineage: Eukaryota; Viridiplantae; Streptophyta; Magnoliopsida; Cucurbitales; Cucurbitaceae. The transcript has a single exon. Gene Ontology annotation, biological process: defense response.